Molecule: messenger RNA, 339 nt
Organism: Lodderomyces margitis
Lineage: Eukaryota; Fungi; Ascomycota; Pichiomycetes; Serinales; Debaryomycetaceae
Product: DNA-directed RNA polymerase II core subunit
Exons: 1
Coding region: 1-339 (112 amino acids)
Biological process (GO): DNA-templated transcription; transcription initiation at RNA polymerase II promoter; maintenance of transcriptional fidelity during transcription elongation by RNA polymerase II
Cellular component (GO): RNA polymerase II, core complex
Molecular function (GO): nucleic acid binding; DNA-directed RNA polymerase activity; zinc ion binding
Source: RefSeq, a predicted model, not a curated record
AUGGCAUCGUUCAGAUUCUGUGCAGAAUGCAACAAUAUGUUGUACCCAAAAGAGGACAAAGAAGAUCAACGUCUCCUUUACGCAUGCCGAAAUUGUGGCUACACCGAAUUGGCCGAAAACCCCAAAGUGUACCGUCAUGAAUUAAUGACCAACAUUGGUGCUACAGCUGGUGUUGUUGAAGAUAUUGGUAACGACCCAACUUUGCCCCGAAGCGAUAAAGAGUGCACUAAAUGUGGGAAUCGCGAUUGUGUGUUUUUCCAAUCGCAACAAAGACGUAAAGAUACAAGUAUGAUCUUGUUCUUUGUAUGUUUAGAAUGCAAGAAUGUGUUUCAGGCAUAA